UUUUUUUUUGUAAUUUUUCAGAAUAUGUUAGAACCAUGUCGUAUGGAUGUUCGCUUCCAUUUGGAAGGAACACCGUAUGUCGCCGAAGAUACAAUCGGUACGGGCGCCUACGGAGUUGUGUGUAAAGCGAAGCAUUUGCCUUCACAACGAGCCGUGGCUAUCAAGAAAAUUCCCCGCGCUUUUGCAGCGCAUACGCUAGCGAAGCGAUCAUUACGGGAAGUACGUAUACUACGGGAACUUCGACACGAAAACAUCAUCGCCGUACUCGAUAUGUUCACCGCUGAAGGCACUCAUGGCCGAGAUAUCUACAUGGUAAUGGACUUAAUGGAAACCGAUCUGCAUCAGAUUAUUCACAGUCGUCAAGCACUAGUCGAACAACACUUUCAAUACUUCCUCUAUCAGCUACUCCGAGGACUCAAGUACCUGCACUCAGUUGGUAUUGUACAUCGUGAUUUGAAGCCGUCAAAUCUUUUGGUGAACGGUGAUUGCCUGCUUCGAAUAGCCGAUUUUGGUAUGGCACGCUCUACGGAACAGACGAGUCGAUGCGUGACUCCUACAAUUUUCCUGUCCUCGAACCCCGCCCAUAUCUCAUCCAAGUAUUUACAGCAAUAUGUCGCUACAAGGUGGUAUCGUGCCCCAGAACUCCUGUUUUCGAUGAUUGACUAUGAUACCAAGGUAGACAUGUGGUCGGCUGGUUGUAUAUUCGCCGAGAUGAUUAUGCGACGACAGAUCUUCCCUGGUAAAGAUGGAGUGUCCCAAGUGAAAAUGAUUGUCUACUACUUAGGAACUCCAGAGGAGCGAGUAAGUCUCCCAGAGAGGCCCAUUUUUCGUUUUCUCCAGUUACUCCAAAUUUCACCAUGGAAUCGAUCAAAUGCCGAAGAAGUUCUUGCCUUGCCCUAUCUGGCCACCUACCACGAUCCUGCUUUCGAGCCCACAUGUCCGCUGAAGUGA
Messenger RNA from Haemonchus placei, 951 nucleotides. The record is from the annotation of a GenBank genome assembly. Lineage: Eukaryota; Metazoa; Nematoda; Chromadorea; Rhabditida; Trichostrongylidae.